GCUCCCGGCUCGGCUAGCUCCUGACUGGAGCCGCCGCCGCUCUCGCCGCAUGCUGGUUCGCGCUCUUGCCCGAGGAGCUGGAAGAUGGCGGAGCCGGGGCCGGACUGCGGCGCGCUUCUGGACGAGGAGCUCUCGUCCUUCGUGUUCAACUAUCUCGCCGACAGUCAGUAUGAAGUGUCUGGUGAAGAGCAUCUUUACUCUGAUUUCCCAGAGAUUGAUUUAUCCCAGUUGGAUGCCGGUGACUUUGACACAGCCAACUGCUUCAGUGAGCUACAGUGGUGUUGCGAGCGCUCUGAAACAGAGUCCAGCCAGUACAGCACAGAUGACUCUGAGCUUUUUCAGAUUAUAGACAGCGAGAAUGAAGCUCUACUGGCAGCUCUCACUGAGACACUGGAUGACAUCCAGGGAGAAGACAUGGGCCUGGCUGCCUUCAGAAAUAUGGACGAGGGGGACAUGCCCAACAGCGGCUGCACAUCACCCACCCCCUCUCCCAAACCUGCUGCCCCUGUCUCGAGGGGGCCUCCUCUGACCCCAGAGAUUGAUGAGCUGUCUCUACUGAAGAAAUUGCUUCUUUCUCCAUCCAAUGUGCCUGCAAGCUAUGAGUUUCCAAAAGAGGCAAAUGUGUGGCGAUCAGGACCACCCAGAUCCAGAUCCCAGAGGCCCUGCACAAAGGUGGGAGGUGUUCGAGACAGGAAGUCAAGCUUUUUCCAGUCUCAGAGUCGAAGUUGCACUGAGCUUCACAAGCACCUCACCUCCACCGACACCUCCACACACUGCCCACACACAAAAUCCAGUUGGCCCCCAGAUGAGUGCCAUAGUAGCAACGACAGCAGUGAGCCCCAAGUACAUUAUGCCCACAAUGGAGAGGACAGUGACUCCAGUGAAGAUCUGCUAAAUUUCAGUAACGUUGUAGCAACUCCUCCCUCCUCCUCCUCAGAGGAAGGCAGCAGUGAGAAGGAGCUACACGCUGCAGUGGAACUUAUCCGCUACAUGCAUACCUACUGCCUUCCUCCCAGAAAGCUGCCCCCUGCAGGACUUGUGGAUGUUAAACACCAGCAUUACCAUAGCCCCUCCAAAAGAGCAAAGCCAGAUUGCCCCCUGCAAAGGCCUCUCUUCUGGGGCAAGGACACUCGCUCCUCUAGCUCCUGGCAUACUUCUAGAGGUUGUAAACGGUCCAGAGCUUCCUCCUCUGAUUUCUCCAUCUUGAAGGAACUGCUAGCCAGAGACCUCCCCUGUGACGUGAGCAAGCCGUACCGGUUGGCCAGGCCUGUAUAUGCCUCCUUGGCCAGGUCGCAACCUCCCAAAUCUCCAAGGCCUCCACCACUUGAGACAAGUACGUCCACAGCCAAAAUGCCACCAAAGGAGAAAAGUGAGCUGAGGCAGAGUGUCCCCACAGAGCCCGAGGCUAAGAAAGGGACUGGCAGCCCUGCAGAAGAAGAUGGGGCAAAGCGAGGGACUUUCUCAGCCCAGCUAGCCCCUGGGAAGACGCUUCGCAAGCAGGAAAGCUCCGUUUAUGCAGUACGUCGCUCCAAACGACUGAAUCCUGAGCUAAGCCUCUGGCUGUCGUUCUUCGAGGAGUCUUCUUCAGACCCUGCUAUAUCCACAGAGUCAGCAGGGGACAGAGCAAAGGAGCCAUUUCCUUCCAUGGCCCCUUUAGAGGACUUUGACACAGAAGCACCAGCAGCAGAGGUGGAAGUCAGUGGCUUGGAUGAGGCGGAGAGUGAAUGUCAGAGCCACCCGAUGGAGCUGCAGACCCCUUCUCCUGAGAGCCCCGGAGAGAGCGAAGCAUAUGAAACAAAUGAGGUCCCCUGCUGCACCCUCUUGACCCAAACAGAAGCACCCAGGUGUCUGUCACUGCCCUUGGCGCAAAUUGACCCUACAUUUGGGAAGCAGAACUUUGAGCAAGUGCUGACUGUAGAGCUGUGUGGCACUGCAGGUCUCACACCACCAACAACUCCGCCAUACAAACCUUCAGAGGAGGACCUGUAUAAACCCGACAUUCACCAGAGGCCUGCAAAGGAGUCUGCUGUCGUCACCAGCUCUGAGAUGCAGCCAGCGACAGGCAACGGUGCAAAUUCCAGGAAGCUCCAGAAGAAACAUCCAGUGCGGACAGAGCUGUAUGCCCACCUGAGUCGGGCUGCUGCCCAUCCAUCUCACCUCGAGCAACAUGGGAUGCUGAAGCGCCCUUUUUCACGUUCUUUCGGUGACCACGACUAUUGUCAGGUCUUGAAGUCUGAGGCAUCGCUCCAGAGAAAGGUGCUGAAAUCCUGGGAGCCCCCGAGCUAUGUGGAAAGCCAGUUCAAGCGGAGACUGCCUGAUGUGCACUAUCGGGGUGCAAGUGAAGAGGGCGCUGAUGAGGCCUCAGCAAAGGAGGGCAGCAAACAGCUGAGAGACCAGGAGAUCAGAGCCAGCUUGACAAAGCACUUUGGCCUCUUGGACAGUGCCCUAGAUGAUAGGGAGAUGGCCUUCUGCAAGAUGCCUGACGAUGAUGCUGUCUUUGAGGACAGCUGCAGUGAGAUUGGUUCCCCGCUGGAAGAGGAAGAGGAAGAGGAGGAAGAGUGCUGCUCAAGUCCCUUGGAAUCCAAGAUGUGCCCAUACAAGAAUCCUCUUUCUAGAGCCAGUUUGCUCUAUUGUUCCAGAAGCAGGUCCGGUUCUGAGUCUUCAUGUGGCAAGUCCAGGCCUCCAGCAAGCAGAUGGGCUUUCAGAUGCGAAAAUGGCAAGCAGUGUCAGGUUGGAACCGUGAGCAACCCAGGGCAGAUGGAGAAGAGAAGAGAAAAAGCCAUUGGAGAAGGCCGGGUUGUGUUCAUCAAAAACCUCUCCAGCAGUAUGAGCUCCAGUGAACUGAAGCAGCGUUUUGAAGUGUUUGGUGAAAUCGUUGAGUGUUGCGUUUUGACCAGAAAUAAAAGGGGAGAUAAAUAUGGCUUCAUCACAUACCGGUGUUCAGAACAUGCCGCCUUGUCUCUGAAGAAUGGUGCCUCAUUGCGGAAAAGAAAUGAACCCUCAUUCCAACUGAGCUACGGUGGCUUUGGGCACUUCUGGACCAGAUACACUGACUUGGAUUCCAGUACAGAAGAAUCUUCCCCAGCUCCAGUAAAAAGUAAAUAUGAGACCAUGGAUUUUGACAGCCUGCUGCAGGAGGCCCAGGAAAGCCUGCUUCGGUAACAGCCUUAACCUUUGAGGAAUACCUCAAUACCUCAGUCAAGGCACUUCCAGUAUGUUUACGUUUUCAAAGGAAUGAUCAAGUAUCCAACAAGAAUGAGAGCGAGAGAGAGAGAGACUGCUGUCCCUUUAAAUUGAUGUUUACAUUGAACAAGCUGCUUCUGUCUGUGAGUCCCCAUGGCGUUGAUGUUCCACUGCCACACAUUAGUAUCUUUGCUUCUGAAUGGUUGUGUUAGGAUGAGCCCGCAAAAGCCUCCUGCCCCCUUCUUGUCCGCCCCUUUCUCCGACUGGCCCCUCUCCCCUACUUCUGCCGUGACGUCGCAGCUGUGUUCACAAUAACCUUUUCUUUUUCUUUUUUUUUUGUCUGUAGUGUGUGAUGAUAAAAUUGUUAAUUGUGAAUAGAAUCAGGAUUGUAAACUAAUUUUUAAUAGAAGAAAGAAAUAUAUACUUAUAAUGUAUUUAUGGCUCAGAUGUACUGUAAUUCAGAUUUAUUGUACCGCUUCCUUGAUUUUUUAACUAUGCACUGUAAUGAGGCACUUGCCCCCCGAGCAGAUGUGGCCAGCCCAGAAGGGUACUCCUCAGUCAGUGGCUCAGGUGAAAUUGUUUUCCCUCCCUGGUGGAGAAUUCCAGUUCGGCUCUCGAUGAACUGAGGCAUUAUUGAAUGAUAUUUUUUUUUCCUUAUUGCUGUAAGCCAUUAUUUCCAUUUGCAUGGGCUGAGCUGCAGGAUCUCCAUUUCCAAAUUGUCGGCUGCACGAGAUUCAGAGUAUGUAGGGACAGAGUUUUCAAAUUGUGAAUUUCUAAGAACGUGAAGUUGGCGGUGUUACAAGUUAGUAAAGCUCCAUCUGACUUCCAUGCCAGGAAAGCAGGAAGACUGAUACGGUCUGAGAGCCACCCCCAGAAGGAUUCUGCCAAAGGGUUCCUCAUCGUAAUGUACAUUACGAUGGCAGCUGUUGUUUCAUGGAAUCUCAGUAAACAAAAUGUGGGAGUUUGAAGUACAGGAACAGGGAACAAACCAUUCAAGGCCAUACGUCACAUCAGUGGUAGCCUCAGGAAUAGAUCUUUACCAUCUGGUCAUUUUAACCAAAGCAACAUCUCCUGCCAGGUGGAUGGCAGGAGGCUUUCUUGGCAAUACUUCUUGGCAGUAGAAUGGGGGCAAAAGAAUUCAUGCCGUUGCUCUGGAAAGGAGUAUGUGAUGCUCAGAGCUAGCUAAUAGUGCAUGGAUUACCAGCUGAGCAUCACUGCCUAUUAUAAACACUGUUCUCCUUCUCAGUGGAGUCUAAUAAGCCAUACCAUAACAUCUAGCCAUAGGGAUGGUAAUACCAGGAUCCUAGCUCUUCCCAUCGAUAAUUCUGUCAAAGGAUUGCUCCCACCCAUCCUCCAAAAGACACUAAACUUGCAGCUUUUUUACUUUUUGGUAGCUCAGAUCUGAUCUCAAGGCUUGUUCCCUUGAUUGGCUUCUUACGCAUUUGCAGACUCGAGGCCUUGUAAGCUGUGCAACCCUAAACCGAGUUGCAUCCUUCUAAGUCCGCAGAAGUCCAUAGAAGUCAAUAGGCUUAGAAGGCUUUAACUCUUCGUAGGGUUGCACUGUAAAUCAGCAUAGCCAAAUUUAUGAUGGUUCAGGGAAAUGAUUUAUAGAGAAUGGGGCUCUUUGAUAAUAGCCAGAAUGCCAAGUCAGAGGAUUUGUGCAAGCUUCCUGAUCAGAAGAUCAUUAGGGGAGGGAUCCCCUCUGUAACUGCCUCACAGUUGUUACAUCCUCAAGCAUCUAGUGUUCACCUGUAUAGCAGACAAUAUACAUUGAAGGAUGGGAGAGGGAGACCAAGAACCCAAUAGAAAUUUCAAUAGACAGCAUUUUCCAGUAGGGACCAAAUAAUCUUGCAGAGCUUUCCAUCAGUUAUGGUGUCUGGUUUAUUUUUCACAAAAAGGGGAGACCUCUGGGAUUCAGCUCUCCCAUGUAGAUAGAUUAUUAGAGCCUUAAUUCUACCAGUAGAUAAUCUUCUCAUAAAGUCCCUCUUACAUUAACAUUUAUUCAGCUUGAACUAUUGCCAACAUCUAAGCAACUUCCCAGUUUGGGCUUAACUCAGGCUGUCCAAAGCCUUACACGUCUGAGUAGUCCCAUUGACUCAGUAAGGACUGCACAUGUCCAAAAUGCCGCCAGGUAGGUCGCAGUGUGUCCUGUAUGAAUAAUCUGAUUAGCUCUCCCUUUUGAUGUAGUGCUUUUAACAACACGAUUUCGCAAUCUAUUGUAAAAGAAAGAAAGAAAAAACAUUUGUCAGUAUAUUUGCUGCCGCACCUUGCUUAUGCCACCUGUGUCUUGGAACUUCCUGAGAAAUUACAGGGCUCUUCAAUUCUCCUGUAAUCAGCCUGCAGCAAGGCCUGGCCCAAAGGAACCAUCUGCUAUUGACAAGUGCCUCAUUGUAGCUCCGCCUUUUUCUGUCCUAGUAUUUCCUCACCACAAUGAUGUUUACAUGUGAUUGCUAUAGAGCUUACUGUAGAAUGUAUAUAGCGACACAUUUAGGGUGGGUAGGACCGUCCUGUCCUGUGCCGUGCUGAUGUUUUCAGAGAAAAAAAAUCGAACAGAAAAAAAAAAGUAACCACCCCCACAAUCAAUAAGUGGAAUUCUUCCAUCUCCUGGCUCUGUUAUAAAGGCGGAUCAAAGUUCAGAUCCGGCUUUGGUCAGAGAGAUGGAAAAUGCAUCAAAUGUUAAGCUUGUCGAAAGGGUUGAAUGCAUCUGUGGAGGAGGAGGAGGAGGAGUCUUUCUGCUCUUCAAAAGGAGCAGCAUUCAGUGUGAAUCAUUUGCAGCUGCUGAUCUGUACUUGCUCGUCUUUAUAUCUCAAGAGGCUAGACUUGCCGGUGAUAUUUGAGCAUGCGAGUGGAUGCUCUUCAGAGGAAGGAAGAUCUAGUAAUGCACAUGACCUCUCAAUCCUAGCUUUAGGGAGAGGUGCAAUAAGUGGUCUUUGUGUUGCCUGAAGCCUAUAAUUUUUUUUUUUUUUUCGCAAGAAACUUCACUAGGACUUUAUGCAAUAUGCACACAUGUGCACAAGCGCGCACAUUUGGUGAAAGGGUAAGGGUAGUGGUUGGGGCAGCGAGCCCCUCUCACUGCUGCUGGGGAUGGCAAUUGCUGUCAAUUCAGCACUGUUGAAUGUAGAACCGGACUGGCAUGUUUAGAAAUUCAGCGCUGAUUAUGGCGUACCAGUACCCGUGACUUACUUUCGUGGCUAUUUUAGAAGCACAGCUAAGUUUGUAUCAGUUAUACAAGGGUAAGUGUGAAAACUGUUUGCCCUUAUGUAUGCUCUUACAGUGGCUUUAGGAACUUGCAAUUAAUCAUGGCAGAGGAGGAUAAUAGCAGGGGAGGUCUCCAGCACAGUAGCAAAGGAACGAACUCACCACCUGUCCUUAGUUGGGAAGGAGCAGCUAGCCGCAAUUCUCCAUGUGUGUCCCAGGAAGUCAAUCUGAGAUGCUACUAGCUGAAGACCCAAUUCUGUAUGGCAGAGGAGUCAAUGAGAUCUUAUCGGUACAGUGGAGUCAUCCCCUUGUAUCCCCAUGUCAGAUCAACAGGGUG
Molecule: messenger RNA, 6718 nt
Organism: Heteronotia binoei (common prickly gecko)
Lineage: Eukaryota; Metazoa; Chordata; Lepidosauria; Squamata; Gekkonidae
Gene: PPARGC1B
Product: PPARG coactivator 1 beta
Exons: 12
Coding region: 85-3162 (1025 amino acids)
Biological process (GO): positive regulation of transcription by RNA polymerase II
Cellular component (GO): nucleus
Molecular function (GO): RNA binding; transcription factor binding
Source: RefSeq, a predicted model, not a curated record